Molecule: messenger RNA, 3417 nt
Organism: Sycon ciliatum
Lineage: Eukaryota; Metazoa; Porifera; Calcarea; Leucosolenida; Sycettidae
Exons: 9
Coding region: 1-3417 (1138 amino acids)
Source: RefSeq, a predicted model, not a curated record
AUGAGUACAUCAAAUGGAAAUGUGUUGGAAGUCCCUGAUUCUUCGGAGGAAGAGAGUGAGGAAGAUGAGUACGAGACAGAGGAGGAUAAUAAGGAACACGAGAACGAGGCAGAGGUGGAGGAUGAGCCCGGCAACCCAUACAAAACAACGGAGUUUGUCUCCAAAAUUCACGUGUGGUUACAAGAUGUUGACCCUGUUCGGCUUCGUCGUCUAGUUCAAGAAGAGGGACUACUCAGCUUUGGCCAACUGAAACGUUUGAGGAAGAUACAAGACCAAAAGGGCACGGCUGAACACAAUGAAGAAUUGAUUUCAAUACUUUUUGCUGGAGAAACUGAAUCCUAUCUGGUCUUAUGUUCAGCAAUCCGCCAGAUGGGCUACACUGCCCGAUACUUGGAGAUGCUUCGUAUUGUAGCUAAUCCAGAGCAAGAAUUGCUGUCCAGUGUUGGGCAACCAGAAUCAGCCGACGCCAUAGCAACCAGAGCAGACCCACCUGUAACCAAGCCAACUGAAGACUGCACGACAGCAGCAGCUGCAUCAGCAGGAUAUCCAGCGUAUCAAUCCACUCCAGGGGCAACGAGUCCAUCGCCACUUGGACAGCAAGUAGCACCACUGUGUCCACCGAUGAAAAGCAGAACUGCAGCAGCAAGACCAGGAGCAGAAGGAGAAGCAGCGGGAGCAGCAGCAGCAGCUACAGGGGCAAUGGCAGGAGCAGCAGAUGCAACGGCAGGAGCAGCAGCAGCAGCAACGGGAGCAGAAGCAGCAGCAGCAGCAGUGGCAAUGGCAGGAGUAGCAGAAACAGACGCAGUAGCUUCGUCAGCAACUGUAUUAACCCCUGAAGCGUCACUCCAGGCAAGGCUUCCAAUUGGAACAGCAAUGUCAGAACGAGCGUGUGGAGCAACAGCAGAGUCAGAACUAGGAGCAACAGCCACAGUAUCAGCUGUACCAGCACUAAAUCAUUGCAAUUAUUCAGGUGCACAACCACCUCUUGCUCUGCAGCCCGGUGCAGCCUUAGCUUGCUCCUCCACUGGUAGACCACCAUCAUCAAUGUCAGGUCCUUCUACUACGGCAGAGACUACAAUUGGUCUUAGCCAGACCUGUAUGAGUGCAUCCACCCAAGCCACUACAACACAUCCCAUCGCUAGCUCAGCUAACACUAGCACUGGCAGCUUUACAGCUGAUGGUAAUGCUGCUAGGAGAGGAACUGCAUUGCAGCAGAGUACACAGCAACCAGCGUCAGUCCACCUUGAAAAUGCGGCACAGCUGGCAGCAGCUGCAGCAGGGAGACAUGCUUCUUCACUGCCUCUCGAGCCACAAGCCAAGAGGGCCCUACUUAGCAGUGUUGGUAGAGCAUUCACCGAGGAAUUGUCCAGGCAUAUUGACUAUGUGUCAGCUCCAAGUAUGGCUCAUACCAGUCCAGAUUCCCAGGCCUCUCUGCUGCACAAGUCUCAGUCCCUCCUGGACAGCCCCGAAAUGUCUGAAGGUGACUCAGGGUUGUCCGGCUCUUCUACUAGCUCAGACACCGAAGGGCCAGAAUGGACAGAAAAUGAUCUGCGCAAUGCUCGAGUUACGGUCUUUUUGGACAGCAAACUGAUGACAUCUGUGGAUAACUGUGAUGGAAUUAUCUUGGACAGUUUAUGCAAGCAGCACCUCAAUAAAAAUAAUGUCAGAAUCAAGUCGAAGAGCAGAAUAACUGAUCCUGCACUCACGCGAGUGGAAAGAAAAGGAGGAGAUAUUAGGACAUUGGUCCAAAUCAUCAUCAACGGAAAACCUGAUGACUACACUAAACAUAGGAUCCGAAGGGAAGUGAUUGAGGACCUGGAGGACCUUACCUUCUCCAAGGAUAAAAUUCAGGUCAUCUACACAGGCGCCUGGGAUUCUAUCCAGGUGGUACUGCUGCUACCAAUGAGGACACUGGGUCAUCUACUCUACCUUGCAGUACACUAUCCUGGACUGCUGCGAGGCCUGGGUAUACUUCAAAUCAUCGACAUCUCCUCAUUGACCAUAAUUGACUUUCGAGAGAUAACAGGCAACUCUAGCAGCUCCACUGUGGCCUUAGACGAGUUGACAGAGGAUGAUGGAGUGCUGUCAGAGGACAAUGAGGAUGAUGAGGAUGAGGAUGAUGUUGAAGUUCUGCCACAGAGCUAUGACAAUGAGCUGGAGUUUUCGAGGCGCACUGACGUAGCUGCUGCUGCUCAGCCCCACAUCUCGCAGCAGGAAUACGACCAGCUAAAUAAUUGCAGUAAGGACUUCCAGCUUGUGCUGGCAGUCAUUAUGAGGUCACACCGGAAAGACCAGAAUUUCCUCACAGCAAUCCGGACUUGCAUUUCCAACGAAUUGCUCUCAAGUGUUGAUAUUGAGCAACCGGAAUCCGUCAAGGUCACAGCUGUCAGAGCAGACCCACCUGUAACCAUGCCAACUAGGGAAGAAACAACAGCAGCAGCUGCGUCAGCAGGAUUUGCAGUGUAUCCAUCCAACCGGACUGCAACAAAACCAUUGCCACUUGGACAGCAAUUAGCACCGCUGUCUCCACCAAUGAAAAGUAGAACUGCAGCAGCAAGAGGAGGGCCUGGAGGAGGAAAAGCAGUAGUAGUAGCAGCAACACCAGCCGUAGCAGCAACACCAGCAGUAGCAGCACCAGCAGUAGCAGCACCAGCAGUAGCAGCAACACCAUCAGUAGCAGCACCAGCAGUAGCAGCACCAGCAGUAGCAGCAACACCAGCAGUAGCCGCAACACCAGCAGUAGCAGAUUCAGCAGUAGCAGCAACACCAGUAGUAGCAGCAACACCAGCAGUAGCAGCACCAGCAGUAGCAGCACCAGCAGUAGCAGCACCAGCAGUAGCAGCAACACAACCAGUAGUAGCACCAGCAGUAGCAGCACCAGCAGUAGCAGCAACACCAGCAGUAGCAGCACCAGCAGUAGCAUCACCAGCAAUAGCAGCACCAGCAGCAGCAGCAACACCAGCAGUAGCAGCACCAGCAGUAGCAGCACAAGCAGUAGCAGCACCAGCAGUAGCAGCACCAGCAGUAGCAGCACCAGCAGCAGCAGCAACACCAGCAGUAGCAGCAACACCAGCAGUAGCAGCACCAGCAGUAGCAGCACCAGCAGUAGCAGCACCAGCAGUAGCAGCACAAGCAGUAGCGGCACCAGCAGUAGCAGCAUCAGCAGUAGCAGCACCAGCAGUAGCAGCAACAGCAGUAGCAGCACCAGCAGUAGCUGCACCAGCAGCACCAGCACCAGCAGCAGUUGCAGCAGCAGCAACAGCAGCAGUAGCACCAAUAUCAGCAACAGCAUCAUGGGCACCUCGAGCAACAGCAAAGCUGGAACCAGGAACAACCGAAACCAAAUCAACUAUGCCAGCACUUCGUACUUAUUCAGGUGAGUUUUGCCUGGUUGACAUUCGAAGGGGUGCCUCGUGA